Messenger RNA from Eremomyces bilateralis CBS 781.70, 685 nucleotides. RefSeq lists its product as uncharacterized. NCBI's taxonomy places the organism in Eukaryota, Fungi, Ascomycota, Dothideomycetes, Eremomycetales, Eremomycetaceae. The transcript is spliced from 2 exons. The coding region runs from base 1 to 390 and encodes 129 amino acids. The record is from RefSeq and is a predicted model, not a curated record.
AUGGUGAUCCUGACCGAAUUCCUAAUCACGGUGUUCAUUCUUGCCGAUAUCUUGGCGGAGCAAUUCCCCCAUCUGCGCAUCAAGACGAUGGGUUCGUGGUUGGGCAGCACCAAAAAAAUGCCCAUCGACGUGCUCAUUAGCACCGUCGGGGUUGCGGGGACCGGAAUCACCCUCACGGCCGCGCGAUUCAUCAUGCUCUUGGAACCGCAAUCGUGCCCUGUGGCGGAAUUACAGGUGCUCGCUCGCAUUUGGCGGAUCGGACAGCCUUUUCGGACCUUUGCGAAGACCCUCCUCGACCAAUCCACUUGCCUGACAAAGACUGCGAAGGACAACGCGGCGUUCAAUCAGCUGGUGCAGGAGGUCUUUGAUGAUGUGUCCAGCGAUACCUAGAAUGCAGGUGAGUCCGAGUCCGACGCAGUGGUGGUAGUUAUGGACACGUACUAUUGAGCUUUGACGAGAAAUGCUAAUCUCUCAGCUACACCCGACACUAGUACAGGUAAGUCCGACCUUUCAGAUACGUUCCUGAUCUUUUCCAUCAUUCCUCCAAAUUGCCUUAUACUCUAAUAUUCACAAAUUGAAAACCCCUGUGACAGUCCUGGGCUUCGCCCAGUCUGUGUUUGUAGCCUUGCGGCCUGAGAAGGACGGAUGGGAGCCGCCUGAGAAGGAAGGAGCCGCCUAUAGCAAA